Messenger RNA from Tribolium castaneum (red flour beetle), 1445 nucleotides. RefSeq names its product BRISC and BRCA1-A complex member 2. Lineage: Eukaryota; Metazoa; Arthropoda; Insecta; Coleoptera; Tenebrionidae. Gene Ontology annotation, biological process: double-strand break repair. The record is from RefSeq and is a predicted model, not a curated record. Gene Ontology annotation, cellular component: BRCA1-A complex; BRISC complex. The transcript is spliced from 3 exons. Bases 210 to 1370 code for a protein of 386 amino acids.
UAUCAUUGUGCCAUUGUUGUGAACCUCCUAACCUCUAAAAAGUAGAGAUUUAAGUUUGAUACUUUCCAUAGAAAGAAACAAGGUGUUUAUUAUUUUAUCACGAUAAUCUUGUCGGUUUUAAUUUUAAUUACAAAGAUUUAGUUUAAUUCGUUUAAAUUAGACGUGAGGGGCAACCGAACCUCAAAUUAUUUGAGACAGAAAACCUCAUCAUGAGGAUGGAUAUUGUGUCCACAAACAGUGAAAAUCUGCUCUCCAGUUUCCCACCGAUUUUACGCCAGAACUUUAAGGAAUUGUUCCUUCACGGGAAAAUCGGUUUGACUCCGAUUGCAUUGAACGACGUUAGGCCUUCAAAAUAUUACGUUCGGAACAACCAAAGUUAUGGUUAUUCAUACACAAUUAAAGUUCCUUAUGCCAGUAAACGACUGAAUUGGGAAUUAAUUUUUUGCCCUGAAGACUUGAAAUUUGCGCCCGAUUUUAAUUUCAACGACGAGACUUUUUACCUAGCUUAUGACAUUAAUUCAAUCAUUGAAAAUGUUCCAAGUUUGGAGCAAUGGAAUGUUUACGAUGCCAAGUCCUUGAUCACAGUAUUGAAACAAUUUCUUAGUCUUUACAAAAAGCAACAACUUGAAAGGCUAAGUGAUAACAUCUACGCGCACGUAAAUCUCGAAUAUCAGUCACUUGUUCGAGAGGUAAACCCGCAUGAUGUUGAGAUUUACUUGGAACACACUUGUGCCCACUUUUUGAUAAGUGUGAAGGUUGAUGUUUCAGCUCUUCCGGAAUAUUUACAACCAAUCAUGAAUGGUCAAAAUGACGAUUAUUUAAACCCUGGUGACGACACUUGUUAUUUGAAAGUAUCAUUCGUGAAAUUGGACGGCUCCCGAGUCAAUACUUCCCUCCAGUUAUCACCACGCAUUGAUCAGCUAAUUAAUCGAAAAACUUUCCAUUUCCCGGACUUUGUCAAGCACUCAUCGUUGCCCGAAUACGUAACAACCGUCACCAAUUUGUUGCAAGAACACAUCGAACAAUUAGUCAUUUACCACAAACUCAAAAAAGAGUUUAUGACUUGUUUGUGCACAAUGUACGCGGAAAGCGUCCUAGAAUUUGAUUCGGAAAAAUUCGACAAAGCCGAAAUAUUGCUAGAAGUUGACGACUAUCACUGUCUCGUCCAAAUUGAAAUUAAUCAGACUUUCCCCGAAGAAAAACCCACAGUUACCCUAAUUGCAAUCAAUUGCCACCCUUUGGCAAACACAUGCAGGGAAAAAUUGGACUACGAGUACAACCCGCAUUGGACACCUGAGGAAAUGUUGGCAAAACUGAUGGAUUCAUUGGGUGAAAACAUCCAACGUUUUGAAAAUCACAAACACGCGUAAAAACAACAACUUUAUUUACACUAACAAUAUUUGACUACAAGGCAAUAAAGUUGACUCAAACGUUGCCAAUCGAAA